Messenger RNA from Oncorhynchus nerka (sockeye salmon), 1150 nucleotides. It is a transcript of the gene ube2ia, whose product is annotated as ubiquitin-conjugating enzyme E2Ia. The transcript has 7 exons. NCBI's taxonomy places the organism in Eukaryota, Metazoa, Chordata, Actinopteri, Salmoniformes, Salmonidae. Gene Ontology annotation, cellular component: nucleus. Gene Ontology annotation, biological process: protein sumoylation. Gene Ontology annotation, molecular function: SUMO conjugating enzyme activity. The record is from RefSeq and is a predicted model, not a curated record. The coding region runs from base 147 to 620 and encodes 157 amino acids.
AAAUUUCACUUUUUUUUUUUUCAGGAGGGAAACUUCACUAGCCUAGCUAGAUUUGUCUCGAGUUAGAUUUUUAAAAAUUGGGCUACCCGAGUGUUCUUUUUAAAAAAUAUAGUGAUUUUUAUCACACUGAAGGGAGUCCUCACGUCAUGUCUGGUAUAGCCUUAAGUCGUCUUGCACAAGAAAGGAAGGCCUGGAGGAAAGACCAUCCUUUUGGGUUUGUUGCUGUGCCAACAAAAAACCCAGAUGGAACAAUGAACUUGAUGAAUUGGGAGUGUGCCAUCCCUGGAAAGAAGGGGACUCCAUGGGAGGGGGGCUUGUUUAAACUCCGAAUGCUCUUCAAGGAUGACUAUCCUUCUUCACCUCCCAAGUGCAAAUUUGAGCCCCCUUUGUUCCAUCCAAAUGUAUAUCCCUCUGGUACAGUCUGUCUAUCAAUUUUAGAGGAGGACAAAGACUGGAGGCCAGCCAUCACUAUCAAACAAAUAUUGUUAGGAAUCCAAGAGCUCCUAAAUGAACCAAAUAUCCAGGAUCCUGCACAAGCUGAGGCGUAUACAAUUUACUGCCAAAACAGAGUGGAAUAUGAAAAAAGGGUUCGAGCACAAGCCAAAAAGUUUUCUCCAUAAAGCUUCAAGACUACGCAAGAUUGAAAUUGGUUUGCUGAGGAUUUUGUCUCUGCCCCCUUUUUGUCUGCCUCCAACUAUGUCCAUUGUUCACCUAUUUCCUGCUGGACUGUUUUAAAACUGAAUGUGUGCCAUUUCUGUCCAUCACCCACAUACUGAUGCACCCCUUUGCUUUUUUUUGACUCGGAAGUCCUGGAUUUGAAGGUGGACUAUGCCUCCACCACAAAGGAUUUUCCGUACUCCAACUGUGGUAUUUCUUUUUCAAGAGCUCACGCUUGUCAGAAAAGACUAUGAAAUGGGAGUCACUUCUGUUAAUUUUUUUUAUUAAUGUAUUCAAUGUUAGAAUUAUUUUGCCUACGUUCUGAUAAAGAUAUAGAAAAACCGGCCUCGAUGAACCCAUUCAAAGGUAGUUUAGUGUAUCUGCAUCAGACUCUGUUAAGUUGUUUUGGUCCAAAUAUUUAGGUUUAAAUAAAAUGUUUGUACCAAGUAAGUGUUAAUACAUGUAGAUGGACUCAGUUCCAUCUUUCCCAAUG